CCCUGUACGUUCUGUGCCAAGACCGGCCGAAAAUGUAUCGAUCAACCUCAGAUAUCGCGGAUUCCUCUCACGAGAAAAAACAUGGACGACCUCCAUGAUCGCUGCCAACGUCUACAGUCCCUGCUCCAGAGCAUAGAUCCGUCCAUCGACGUCGAAGACCUGAUUGGCGGCAGCCUGCCCUCGACCACGCGCUACGGCCACGACCGGAAACAGUCCUCGGGCGCCGAAUCGUCGGGUGUAACUACACCGGAAGAGGAGGAUCACGAUUCUGAUGGCGAGGAGGAUAUGAACCAGUGCAAGUUCGAGUGGCACGAAGGCAAUCCCACGCUCAACGACGCUGGCGCUGCCCUGGCGGACGGAAUGGCCGGAUUGAAUAUCGACUCGAAAGAGGUGGGCUAUCUAGGACGGUCAUCUGCCGCGGCGCUGUUGAGACACGUUUGUCGCCUCCUCAAAGCACACGAACAAUCCACCGGAACCGUGGGCUGCGAACUGAUGGAAGCCAUAUCGCCGAUGCCGUCGCCAAAGAUGAACAAUGCCGAGAAGCGCCUGUACGUCACCUGGACCGAGGACUCGUUGAUCGACUCCUACUUCCGCUGCCACCACGCAUCGUACCCGAUCCUUCACGAAGCCAUCUUCCGUGACCAGGUGACGAAGCAACGAAGCAACGACCUCAAGGUCAACACGCACUGGCAGACGCUUUACCGGAUGGUUCUCGUCACCGGUGCCUUUAUGAGUAGUACCGAUCACAGCGACACCACGGUGGAUAUGGACAUCUACAAGACGGUCAACGACACCUUUAGCACCUUGGACUUUCUGUCGUAUGGAACUUUGGAAGGGGUGCAGGCUCUGGCGUUAAUGGUAUGUGGCCAUCGUUUCCCAGGCGCAUACCUCCAAAAGCGAGAUAAUCCCAAUACCGGCUACAACUGUCUCGGAAUGGCGAUGCGCAUGGCACUCGGUCUUGGCCUCCACCGCGAUGUCACCGAGAGCAAAGGCACAACCCUCGGAAUGGAGAUACGCCGUCGCAUCUGGUGGACCCUCUACAUCUUCGAUGUCGGCGCUUCAAUCACCUUUGGCCGCCCCACGAUCCCGAGCGACAAGGUCUUCACCAAGAUCCCGAUGAACGUCAACGACUACAAUUUGACGGACCGGAACGCCAUCCUCCCGCCGCCGUGCGAAACCGUAACGGCCUACUCCGCCAUGAUCGCCCACGCACACCUGGUGGUCCUGAUGAACCGCAUCCAUCUGAACUUCUUCAUCCACCCGCGAUCCCUCAGCUCUUGCCGCUUGCCGCUGAGCCGCGAAUUGAUCGCCAAAUUUGACGAGCAGAUCGCGCGCUGGCAUUCCGCGCUGCCUUCGUACUUUAGCGAGCGCAACUGCGAGCCCUGGUUCGCGGCGCCGAGAGCGGUGGUGGAGUGGAAGGCGAUGAACUUGAGGAUGCUGAUGUACAAGUGUUUCCUCGACUGCCUCUCGUACUCGCCGGUCGACCAUCCCGGUCCCGUCUCGUCGCAGAUUCCUGCCAACCGACAGACCCAUAUCGCGCUACUUCCGGAAGUGCGCAAGUGCCUCACGUUCGCCCUGUCGACGCUGUCCUCGAUCCGCAAGUUCACCAACACGCACAAGCCACUGUGGCACGGUGUGGGUUGGUACGCCACCUACUACGUCUUUCAAGCGGCGCUCGUCCUG
Molecule: messenger RNA, 1683 nt
Organism: Tricharina praecox
Lineage: Eukaryota; Fungi; Ascomycota; Pezizomycetes; Pezizales; Pyronemataceae
Product: fungal-specific transcription factor domain-containing protein
Exons: 4
Biological process (GO): DNA-templated transcription; positive regulation of transcription from RNA polymerase II promoter by galactose
Cellular component (GO): nucleus
Molecular function (GO): RNA polymerase II cis-regulatory region sequence-specific DNA binding; zinc ion binding; DNA-binding transcription factor activity, RNA polymerase II-specific
Source: RefSeq, a predicted model, not a curated record